AUGGCUAGUGCAGAGUCAAUGGCUAGUGCAGCUGAGACAGUGUGCAGUGUGGGACAGAUGCACCUGCAGGAUGCAAUUGUGACAGAGUGCUUGUGUGCUGUGCUACAGUCCCUGACCAUGCACGGUCUGUAUGAGGAGAAGGAUAUUGAAAAUGCCACACUCCUCUUGAUAAAUGCACUCAGAUUCCACCCUAACCAUUCUGGGAUAGUGAAUCAUGUGUUUAUUGCCAUGGUCAACCUGGUCAGAAGCUCAGAGAAGGCUGCUCUCCAACUUCUCGCUCCAAAAGAGGAGAGUGUUUCUUGCAUCAUGGCAGCGCGAGGGCACCAUCCUGAUGACCCAGAGGUCACAGAGAACUUCUGCCACCUUCUGAAUCAGCUGGUCCAACAGGAUGCUGUGGCUCCUGAACUGCUUGCUGAAAGUGUCCAGGAGGAACUGGAGCAGAUAGUGAAACAAUUUGUGUCCACUAAGGAUAUCACCCUGUUGGCACAGGAGACCCUGUCAAAAGUGAUGAGCCUUAACAAUCCAGAGCCAACAGUGAAGAGUGAAAAGUAA
This is a messenger RNA of Colossoma macropomum (tambaqui), 552 nucleotides long. Its product is annotated as serine/threonine kinase-like domain-containing protein STKLD1. The coding region runs from base 1 to 552 and encodes 183 amino acids. The record is from RefSeq and is a predicted model, not a curated record. Lineage: Eukaryota; Metazoa; Chordata; Actinopteri; Characiformes; Serrasalmidae. The transcript is spliced from 5 exons.